Molecule: messenger RNA, 1189 nt
Organism: Rattus rattus (black rat)
Lineage: Eukaryota; Metazoa; Chordata; Mammalia; Rodentia; Muridae
Gene: Rdh11
Product: retinol dehydrogenase 11
Exons: 6
Coding region: 101-967 (288 amino acids)
Source: RefSeq, a predicted model, not a curated record
GGCAGUUGCAGUUGAACCGGGGUGUGUCUAGGAAUUAAAAGCCAUAGUCCGGCUGUCCUCUUUGGAGCAUCAACUUUCACUGCGCUUCGGUGGUGCUGAGAUGUUUUGGUUUCCGCUCCUGCUCUCUCUUCCCGUCAUCCUGUUCUUGGUCGCGCCGAAAAUCAGGAAAAUGCUGUCCUGUGGGAUGUGCACAUCUAACGUCCAGCUUUCCGGGAAGGUAGCCAUAGUCACCGGUGCUAACACAGGCAUUGGGAAGGAGACAGCCAAAGACCUGGCCCGAAGAGGAGCCCGUGUGUAUUUAGCUUGCCGGGAUAUUCAGAAGGGGGAACUGGUGGCUAGUGAGAUCCAAGCCAUCACAGGGAAUAGCCAGGUCCUAGUACGGAAACUGGACCUAGCUGACACCAAGUCUAUUCGAGCCUUUGCCGAAGGCUUCUUAGCUGAGGAAAAGUACCUGCACAUUCUAAUCAACAAUGCAGGGGUGAUGAUGUGCCCCUACUCUAAGACUGCAGACGGCUUUGAGAUGCACAUUGGAGUCAACCACCUGGGUCACUUCCUCUUGACCCAUUUGCUGCUAGAAAAGCUAAAGGAGUCAGGCCCAUCAAGGGUAGUCAAUGUGUCUUCUCUGGCACACCAUCUGGGAAGGAUCCAUUUCCAUAACCUGCAUGGCGAGAAGUUCUACAGUGCAGGCCUGGCUUACUGCCACAGCAAACUAGCCAACAUUCUCUUCACUAAGGAACUGGCCAGGAGGCUGAAAGGCUCUAGAGUGACAACAUAUUCUGUCCAUCCUGGCACAGUCCACUCUGAACUGAUUCGGCACUCGACUGCUUUGAAAUGGCUUUGGCAGCUCUUCUUCUUUUUCAUCAAGACCCCUCAGCAGGGAGCCCAGACAAGCCUGUACUGUGCCGUGACGGAAGGCAUCGAGGGCCUAAGCGGAAGUCAUUUCAGGUAUGAAUGUGUCUGUCUUUGAAAUGAGUUGUUAUUGCGUAAGGGGAAUAACUUGGGGUCUGUCUGGUGUAGUAUAUGCUUUUUAUAAAAUGUGUAUUUCCCAGAGUUGGAGAGACGGCUGGGUUACCACAGGCUGCUCUUCCAGAGGACCUGGGUUCUGUUCUCAGCACUUAGUUACAAUUGUCUGUAAGUCCAGUUCCAGGGAACCUGACCUUCCCUCCUGACCACCAUGAGUACCAGGGGU